Eublepharis macularius is the source of this 1088-nucleotide messenger RNA. It is a transcript of the gene C2H11orf96, whose product is annotated as chromosome 2 C11orf96 homolog. Lineage: Eukaryota; Metazoa; Chordata; Lepidosauria; Squamata; Eublepharidae. The transcript has a single exon. The record is from RefSeq and is a predicted model, not a curated record. The coding region runs from base 68 to 448 and encodes 126 amino acids.
CGGAAGAAACUCCACCCGCAGGGGCUGAAGCCGGUAGGUGGCCAGUGCCGCGCGCCCCUCCGCGAAGAUGAUGGCAGCGGCCGCAGCAGCCAAGCCAGCCGAGUUGAUGGGUAUCUGCUCGAACUACCAGGCGGUCAUGCCGCACUUCGUGUGCAUCGCCGAGGAGUUCCCUCAGCCCAUCCGGCCCGCCAAGCUGCCCAAGGGCAAACUGCGCAGACCCCGGCAGUCUCGCUUCAAGACGCAGCCGGUGACCUUCGACGAGAUCCAGGAGGUAGAGGAGGAAGGGGUCUCCCCCAUGGAGGAGGAGAAAGCCAAAAAGUCCUUCCUGCAGUCCCUCGAGUGCCUCCGGAGGAGCACCCAGAACCUCAGCCUGCAGCGGGAGAAGCUCAGCAGCUGCGGCCGGCUGAGGAACAGCGUGGACUCCAGCGACUCCGACUCUGCCCUCUGAAGGGCCGGCGGGGCCCGGCCGGCUGGGCGCCCCCUGCAAACCCAAGCCGGGGAGAGACUGGCAGCGGACUCGACCCCCCCUGGGGCGCUGCUUCAUAGUGAAGUUGGCAGGUAUCAGACUAAGGAGAACUUUGUUUUUUAAACCGGACGAGACUGUUUCAGAAGAGAUUCACUGGGCAGGCUGCGUUUGGCUGUGUCGCCGCCGCCGCCCCCGCAACAACUAUUGGACACUCCUUUGAUUUUGUAUCAUGUAUCCAAAUCCAGACGGAGGGAGAUUUGGAAGAAGAGUAAUCUUGGAAGGAUGAUAUUUCUUUGCGCUCUCUUUUAAAAAAAAACCUCCGAUAAAGAUCCAGUGUGAAUGUGCUAGCUUCCAAGGACAGUUUGCAAGUGAGGUCAGAAUAUUUUUUUAAAGAAAGUGCUUGUUUGUAUGUUCUUCCUUGGCUGUUUUUUAUUUUAAAAAAAUGCACACCCCUUUUCUAAUUGUUAAGAAAAAAUGAGAUGUUUUAUGAAUGCAAUCAGCUGCUGGACUUUAUAUUUAUUUUUGCAUUUAAACUCUUGACUGCAUUAAUUUAAUACGUUUUUAUCUUAAUGUCUAUAAUUAUUUACACAAAAGAGAAAUAAAAUGUUAUAUUUGCACAAUG